AUGGAUGAAGAUAAUUUUGUUGAUAUUAUCAUUAAUGACGCACGACAAUUGAUCAACAGAUUUGUAUUUAACCAAAUGAAUCUGUUGAAGAGGCAACUGCGUGAUGUUUCAAACCCAUUUAUAAUGCCUAUAAAUAUUUUUAUGCGGUACUAUAGAAUGCCACCUCAUGUUGUCAUAAACUUGACAAAUCUUUUACAACAUAGAUUAGUCGGUGAAAGGUAUUCAAUACCACUUCAUCUGAUUGUUCUAUCAAUGCUGAGAUUCUUUGCCGAAGGGAGCUUCCAAAAAGGUUUUGCAAGUGAUUAUCGGCAUCCAAUGGGUCAGUCUACAGCCAGCCGUUAUCUUACUCAGUUUUUACAAGCAGUAUUGGAAUUGGCACCCAGAUUUAUUCGAUUCCCAACUUCGCAAGAAGAAAGACGACAAAUUAGUACGCAAUUUCAAAGGACAAUAAGAAUUCCAGGUAUAAUUGGAUUGGUUGAUGCAUUCAUUGUGUGUAUGAAGCGGCCUUCAGAAAAUGAAGAAGCUUUUUAUAAUUACCGACAUGGACCAGCUAUGAAUGUUCAAAUUGUAGUUGACUGUAACUACAUCAUUAGGAGUAUACGCAUAAUAUCAGGAAGCAACAAUGAUCAGUUUAACUGGAAUUUUUGUGGAGCUCGAGAUUAUUUGGAAUUGUUGAGAAGAAAUCCAGAAAUUAUUGAAAACGAAGGACAUUAUUAUAUGCUUGGAGACAGUGGAUAUGCAAGGUCUUCGGUAUUGCUUACUCCAAUCUUAGAUGCUCCAGAAGGAUCUCCAGCAAGUGUUUACACAUAUGACCAUGUGCAUACACGAUAUAUGGUUGAGCAAACAAUUGGAAUGUUAUCAGGUACCUGGAAAGUUAUCAGUCGGUGUAGGAAAUUAUAUUAUAGUCCACAGAAAGUUUCGAUGAUCAUCAACGCAGCUGCCAUCCUGUAUAAUUUCGAAAGAAUGCAUGGAGUGUAA
Nasonia vitripennis (jewel wasp) is the source of this 978-nucleotide messenger RNA. RefSeq names its product putative nuclease HARBI1. NCBI's taxonomy places the organism in Eukaryota, Metazoa, Arthropoda, Insecta, Hymenoptera, Pteromalidae. The record is from RefSeq and is a predicted model, not a curated record. The transcript has 6 exons. Bases 1 to 978 code for a protein of 325 amino acids.